AUGGCUUUUACGGCUCUGUUCACCCUGCCCCUACUUUUCCUGGCUGCGUUCCAAUGUAUUCCAGUCCGCGCUAUCUGGAAUCUUCAAGAGCAAGAAACUGCGAAAUGCAUCGACUAUAUCGCCGUCUUGAGACUGACGGUUGUAUACGAGAUCAUCGCUGAGACUAUCCUAUUCAGUCUUCCUAUCCCGAUUGUAUGGAAGCUGCAGAUGAAGACUGCAAAGAAGAUACAGCUACUCAUCUUCUUUAGCCUUGGUAUCUGUGACUGGCACAUCGAUUACUGGAUUCACCUCCAGUGGAGUUGCACAUAUAUGCGCUGCCGUCCCCACAAUCAGAAACCUGAUACGAUACUGCCAGAACGGGUUCAAGAUGCCCACGAAUAUUCCUUCAAGCUACACCACGGACCGCAGCACUUACAACUCUACGAGCAAACGAAGCUACAAGUCAUUGCAGGACAAAAAUAA
Molecule: messenger RNA, 462 nt
Organism: Alternaria conjuncta
Lineage: Eukaryota; Fungi; Ascomycota; Dothideomycetes; Pleosporales; Pleosporaceae
Exons: 2
Coding region: 1-462 (153 amino acids)
Source: RefSeq, a predicted model, not a curated record